AUGGCUCAGCAACACAAAGCAUCUCUUUUGCUUCAAAAGCACGGAAAGCUCGAAGUCGGGACUCGCCCGACCCCCGUCCCACACGGGACACAAGCGCUCGUAAAGGUCACCGCCACCGCCAGGCUCGAUGGGGCUGGCAUUAUUCACGCCGUUGGCCCAGAUGUAACGGACUUUAAGGUUGGAGAUAGAGUAACUUUUCAGGGACCAUUCAAUCCAGCGGACCAGGCGUCGUUCCAGGAAUUCACUAUUGUCGAGACCGACAUCAUCACUAAGACCCCGGAAAACAUCAAUGACGACCAGGCCUCAACUAUCCCUACGGGUGCUUUCACCGCUUAUAGUGGCCUAUUUCAGAGGUCGGGUGUCGCCCCCCCUUUGAACGGACCAACCGCCAUCGGAAAAUCAGUUUUGAUCUUGGGAGGAAGCUCGUCAGUUGGACAAUAUGCUAUCCAGUUCGCACGCAUUGCCGGGUUUUCUCAUAUCGUCACCACUGCAUCUUCUCAACAUGCCAGCCUCCUCAAAUCACUUGGUGCCACUCAUGUCUGCGACCGCAGUGCCGACGCUCAGACUAUCCAAUCUGCCUUUCCUGCGACCUCUCCCGUUUCCUUAGUUUUCGACACGAUUUCCAUAGAAUCCACGCAAACUCUUGCAUUCGAUGUCUUGGGCACUCCUUCCCCAGUGCCAAAUGCGCGGGUCUCGAUCUUGCACUUCCCGGCUGAGUCUCUGAAGGAAAAGAUCGCUGAGGGAAAGAUCGUUGUCGACCAAAUAUACGGAAGCACCCAGAUGUUCCGAGAUAUGAGCGCCCCGUUCUGGAAAAAAAUUGGUCAGUGGAUCGAAGGAGGGGAGUUUGUCCCCAACCACGUUCAGCUUGUAAAUGGUGGCCUGGGUGGAAUACCAGAGGCUUUGGACUUGUCUCGAAAGGGCGUCAGCGGCGUAAAGCUGGUUGUUCGUCCUCAAGAGUAG
Molecule: messenger RNA, 960 nt
Organism: Rhizoctonia solani
Lineage: Eukaryota; Fungi; Basidiomycota; Agaricomycetes; Cantharellales; Ceratobasidiaceae
Product: Zinc-binding dehydrogenase
Exons: 4
Coding region: 1-960 (319 amino acids)
Molecular function (GO): oxidoreductase activity, acting on NAD(P)H
Source: RefSeq, a predicted model, not a curated record